Molecule: messenger RNA, 2284 nt
Organism: Molossus molossus (Pallas's mastiff bat)
Lineage: Eukaryota; Metazoa; Chordata; Mammalia; Chiroptera; Molossidae
Gene: DCAF15
Product: DDB1 and CUL4 associated factor 15
Exons: 13
Coding region: 28-1836 (602 amino acids)
Biological process (GO): protein ubiquitination
Cellular component (GO): Cul4-RING E3 ubiquitin ligase complex
Source: RefSeq, a predicted model, not a curated record
CGGUUGCUCCGGAAGUGGAGGGAGGGGAUGAAAAUGGCGCCCAGCUCGAAAUCGGAGCGGAACAGCGGGGCCGGGAGUGGCGGUGGCGGCACCGGGGGUGCCGGGGGAAAGCGGGCAGCGGGGCGGCGGCGGGAGCAUGUUCUCAAGCAGUUGGAGCGGGUCAAGAUCAGUGGGCAGCUCUCCCCUCGACUCUUCCGGAAGCUGCCACCCAGGGUCUGCGUCUCCCUUAAGAGCAUCGUGGAUGAGGACUUCCUCUAUGCAGGACAUAUCUUCCUGGGCUUUUCCAAGUGCGGCCGGUACGUUCUGUCCUACACCAGCAGCAGUGGGGACGACGACUUCUCCUUCUACAUCUACCACUUGUACUGGUGGGAAUUCAACGUGCACAGCAAGCUCAAGAUGAUCCGGCAGGUGCGGCUCUUCCAGGAUGAGGAGAUCUACAGUGACCUGUACCUGACCGUGUGUGAAUGGCCCAGCGAUGCCUCCAAGGUCAUCGUCUUUGGCUUCAAUACCCGCUCAGCCAAUGGGAUGCUCAUGAACAUGAUGAUGAUGAGUGACGAGAACCACCGUGACAUCUACAUCAGCACAGUGGCUGUGCCACCUCCAGGCCGCUGUUCCGCCUGCCAGGAAGCCAGCCGGGCCCAUCCAGGUGACCCAAGUGCACAGUGCCUGCGACACGGUUUCAUGCUGCAUACCAAGUACCAGGUGGUGUACCCCUUCCCCACCUUCCAGCCUGCCUUCCAGCUCAAGAAGGACCAGGUGGUACUGCUCAACACCAGCUACUCCCUCGUGGCUUGUGCUGUCUCAGUCCACUCGGCAGGUGAUAGCAGCUUCUGCCAAAUCCUGUAUGACCAUACCACCUACCCCCCAGCCCCUCCCACCCCCCCUGGGCCCCAGAGCCCAGAGUUGCCCCCAGUCCUCCAUAGCUUCUGCCCCGAGGCAGCCCCAACCCGUCCCUCUGAGGUCCCUGAGCCCUCACCUGCCAUUGCCAAAGCCAAGGAGUUUGUGGCCGACAUCUUCCGCAGGGCCAAAGAGGCCAAGGGUGGGACCUCAGAGGAAGCUCGGCCACCCUCCUGCAUGGGGCCCUUGGGCAGCUGCUGCCGCCCAACCUCUGAGCCUCUAGUCCCAGGUGGGGAGGUGGCACCCCGGGACAGCCCCCCUGCAGCAGAGGAGCCAGCCCCUGAGCCUGGCUAUGUCAACUACACCAAGCUGUAUUACGUGCUGGGGUCCGGCGAAGGGACAGAGCCAGAGGAUGAGUUCGAGGAUGACAAGAUCUCCCUGCCCUUUGUGGUGACUGAUCUACGUGGCCGCAGUCUGAGGCCCAUGCGGGAGCGGGCUUCUGUCCAGGGUCAGUACCUGACAGUGGAGCAGCUCACGCUGGACUUCGAGUAUGUCAUCAAUGAAGUUAUCCGCCAUGAUGCCACCUGGGGCCACCAGUUCUGUUCCUUCAGCGACUAUGACAUUGUCAUCCUGGAGGUCUGCCCCGAAACCAACCAGGUCCUGAUUAACAUCGGGCUGCUGCUCCUGGCCUUCCCAUCACCAACUGAGGAAGGGCAGCUCCGACCAAAGACCUAUCACACUAGCCUCAAGGUGGCGUGGGACCUCAACACGGGCAUCUUCGUGACAGUCAGUGUGGGUGAUCUCACUGAGGUCAAAGGGCAGACCAGUGGCAGUGUCUGGAGCUCGUACCGCAAGAGCUGUGUGGACAUGGUCAUGAAGUGGCUGGUGCCGGAGAGCAGUGGCCGCUACGUCAACAGGAUGACUAACGAGGCACUGCACAAAGGGUGCUCACUGAAGGUUCUGGCGGACAGUGAGCGAUACACAUGGAUUGUGCUGUGAGGGUCUGGCCGGCCUGGACACUGACUCCAACUACCUCCGCGGCCUGGGAGCUGGCCGCCUUCUGGCAGUCUCUUCUUGGCUGGCCAGCAGGCCGCACAACGACCGCCACUAGUGUUAGGCUGUGGGAAGGGGGCUGGGCGGGGCAGCCCCUGGUGGCCUGAGAGUCUGGAUGCUUUUUAUUUAUGCCUAUUUAAGUUGGGAAGGGGCAGAGGGAGGGAGUCCUCUGUCUAACCAGCCUUGAGUGCCUGCCUUCAUCCUGGGCUGGGCAUGGGCCUUUGCUCCUUGUGUAUUUUCCCCUUCCCAGGCUACAGGUGUGGACAUUGCCCCCUUGGGAGGCUGAAUAGACCGAUACCUGCCCCCAGCCUCCCCUACCUGAGGUGGCAAACAUCGUGGUCAUCCCCCCCUAUUAUUUCUCUUCAUGUAAUAAAUGUUUUAUUUCUGAACCUCA